AUGGUUGAUAGGAGCUUCAGGGAUAUACUAGACAUUGCUGAACCCUUUGGUGGAAAAGUAAUUGUUUUUGGAGGUGAUUUUCUCCAGGUACUGCCAGUAAUUCCAAAAUUAACAAGGGUUAAAACAGUAAAUGCAAGUAAUGGGGAAGAUCCUACAACAAGAGAUGAUUUGGUACUUCUUCCAAAACAACUGGUUAUUGAAAAUAAGAGCAGUAGUACUGCUGAAGAUGCCUUAGUAGACCAAAUAUUCCCAUCCCUUGAUAAAAAUACAAGUUGUGUGAAAUACAUGAAAGAACGGGCUAUUCUAGCUAGCAGAAAUGAGUACGUUGAUCAGCUAAAUAAAAUGUUAAUUUCCAGAUUUCCUGGUGAAAGUAGAACAUUUCUUAGUUUUGACUCUGCAGAGGAUGACACCAACAAUUACUAUCAAGAAGAGUACUUAAAUACACUAACACCAAGUGGUCUACCUCCACGAAGGCUCAGAAGAUACACAGCUACAUUAGAUUCAGCUAUUUUGACAAAGUAG
Molecule: messenger RNA, 522 nt
Organism: Capsicum annuum
Lineage: Eukaryota; Viridiplantae; Streptophyta; Magnoliopsida; Solanales; Solanaceae
Exons: 3
Coding region: 1-522 (173 amino acids)
Biological process (GO): DNA repair; telomere maintenance
Molecular function (GO): DNA helicase activity
Source: RefSeq, a predicted model, not a curated record